ACGCCAGCUAGCUCAUGAUCCGCUACCGGCACGAGCUAACUAUUAUUACUCCCGAACUUUCAGCCGGCUCUCAAGAUAUAAGUCCACAAGUUGAGAAGCCCCUAUGAGUAAGACCUAGAAAGCUGAGCCAAUUAUCAUCAAUCAAUAACAUCCCUCUCUACCAUCGCAGAACCAUUCGACUGCUCUCCAAACUUUAUCCACCAUGCCUUCUCUCAUUACACUUUCAAUGAUGGUCGGAACCAUUGCGACAUCAGUGGUCGCAGAUAUCUACAACGUCAACGUUCCCUCGGGCUUCUUUCCUGGUCCUCAGUCUGGCAUUGGCUCAUGGUACCGCGCCUCCACCGGCCAGGACUCAACCAAUGGAAACAGCUGGUGUGGCUACAAGUACUACAACUCAGACCCUUUGUUUGCUCCCUCUCUGAAGGCAAUGGGUGGUGCCACGUAUAACUCCAACCCCGAUGCCUGGAGACAGCAGACUAGGAAGUACUGUGGCCUGGAAGCCAAGGUCACGGACCCCACUACCGGCAAGAGUCAGCUUAUGUACAUUGGCGAUUCCUUUGACGAUCAAUGGGUCAGAACGCCCGCAUCUAUCGACAUCAUGAUUGACGCCUUCUCCAACAUUCACGGAAAUCCCAACGGGGACAAGAACAACGUCAUCAAGGGAGUUCAAUGGGAGCUCACAGGCAGAGUCAACACCAAGUAUGCUGCACCAGGCGCGUCUUGGCCUCCCGCGUCAGGCGGUUCUGGCACUGGCGGUUUGGGAGCCAAGUGCGAUGGGCAGACCAAGUUAUGCAACAGCGGCCUUACAUGUCUCUCCCCUGAUGGUGUCUGCAGCGACAAGGCUUGUAAUUGGGGGUGCCAAGGAUGGUCUUGCGGCUCAAGUGUGCCGUGCCAAAAGCCCUGGAACUGUGUCAGCGGCUUUUGCAAUGUUUAGAAACGAAAAUGGUGAUCCCGAUUAUUCCUAAGUGAUCCGGGUGUUCGCCACUACUUGAUGGAUCAACUUAAAGACCUGAGUUAAGAUAAGAACUUCUGGCGCUCAACACGCCAAUGUACUGAUACAAACUCCACCGUCACAAAAAACUCAUC
Molecule: messenger RNA, 1086 nt
Organism: Fusarium odoratissimum NRRL 54006
Lineage: Eukaryota; Fungi; Ascomycota; Sordariomycetes; Hypocreales; Nectriaceae
Exons: 4
Coding region: 203-934 (243 amino acids)
Source: RefSeq, a predicted model, not a curated record